This is a messenger RNA of Adineta ricciae, 1659 nucleotides long. NCBI's taxonomy places the organism in Eukaryota, Metazoa, Rotifera, Eurotatoria, Adinetida, Adinetidae. The record is from the annotation of a GenBank genome assembly.
AUGUUGCACGCUGCGUUCUUGUUGAUAUGUUUGCUAUUACCUCAUUAUGUUCAUAGUGAUUGCUGUCGUUUACCAUUCACCGAUCGUGAAUGCAAUGUCCGUCGAGAAGGUCCUCAUCGAUACCAGGUUAUGCCUGAUCGUCGUUCAGGUCUGGUGAAAGAAAGUACAGAAUGCUUCAUCAAUGAUUUCGAUGCGAAUUACCGAAAGGUGGUGGAAACGAAAAAUUAUUGUAAUGAUUGUCCUGGUCUACUUAUUCUACAUACAAAUUCGUCGGAAAUUUUCCUAUUUCCAGAAUAUCUUGAACGAAUUCUCGAGGGACGAACACCGACACAACGAAAAAACGUGAUUAUAUUAACAAAAUCACUUGUUGGUGCAUAUGAUUUAGAUUUUUCCUUUCUCACACGUUUUUAUACUGCACGACCGGUCGCAGAUGUACCAUCAAUCUAUGUCGAUCUUCAAUUACCAGUUUUCGAUCCGAAACUUGAACAUCAACCAUCUCUACGUCUUCGUUUGCCUGUUUACGACGAAGAUAAAGAAGGAUUCACUAAAAUCAGUAGACAAGAACUAAUCAAUCCAUUGGAUGCCACCGAUUCAGCGACACUUAACGCACAUCAGCUACCGUAUCUGUACCAUUUUGAUAUAGAAAAACAUCAUUAUUCGCCAAAUUUAUGCACAUUGAAUAAUGUUACUGUUUCAUCUACUGGUCUUAUGUGGAAAACAAUCGACUCAGGAGCACCUACAUGUCAUACUUACAUGCCGUUCUUAGGACGAAAUCGAUGUUUUGCCAGCGGUUUUACACGUAUAUUUUGUCCUAUCGAAGAAAGUGUAUCAACAGAUGAUACUCUUCAGUUAUCUCUUUAUGCUCAAGUCAUUAAUCAUGUUGAACAUUUAACUGUCGCUGUAACUGGUGGUCGUCAUGUCGAAAUGGCCUUAAGCAAUCGUCAAUUGUAUCCCGCGGAACAAGUGAAAGUCCUUCUACUUCAAGGUCACUUGGCAGUGACUGAUAUUAAUUUAAACUUAUCUAUUCGAGUGGAAUACGGAUGGAAUUGUAAAGAUUUUAGCUUGGCAGUUCCGGCUGGAUUCAGUGCUACACGAUAUCGUCGUUUUGAUGGUGAAAACUUGGCUAUUUUUGAAAGCAACAGUGUUGUAACAUUGCCAAGCUGCUUUAAAGUAAUACCUAACGGAGCCCAAGCAGCAGCCGCUCUACUACGAAACACUCUCGAAUCGACGACACUGCCAUCGCCUAUUGCUCCCCAACCUGUCGAUCCAGCAGAAGAAUACCAAUUUGAUGAUAACGAUGAUUUACCUACUGUAGUGAAACCAGAAAUCGUCGAUGGUUUAAAUGCAGCAAACAAAACAAUUGUUGAUCUGGAAAAUCAAGAAAACUUUAUAACAUACUAUUGGAAUAUCAUAACUAGUGAUAGCAAUCUACCAUAUACUAUCGUCGUUUUAAUAGUAUUAGUUGCGCUUAUUCCUAUAUGUCUUGGUGUUUGCUAUCGUGUCUAUUGUGGUCAACAUCGUCGAUCUGAUUGGACAUUGGAACAUCCUGCUCACAUAACUUCGGCUUCUAUGAAAUCAAAAGAUGAACUGAAUAGUGUGUCCGUUCAAUCUCACGUCAAUAUGUCAACUCAAACUACAGACACUCCAAUUCGUAUCUAA